CCGGUGCUGGCGUCGCCCUGAGGUGGUGGGGAGGCGCACGCGCGCGCACCGUGGGAAGAAAGGGUGGGGGGCUCGGGCGGGCGCGCGCGCGGGUGGGUAGGCCGGCAGGCAGGCGGGAGCGCGGGCGGGCCGGGCGCCGAGGGAGUGAGGCGGGCGAGCGACUUGUUCGGGGGCGCCCGAGGCGAGGCCCGGCCCGGCCCGCGAGAAGAGAGGAAGAGGAGGCGGCGGCGGCGGCGGCGAGGCAGAGGAGGUGCCGCCGCUCCGCUCCUCCCUCUCAGCCCGGCCGGGGCGGAUGCUUUGUGGGUAGGAGGCGGCGGCGGCGAAGAAGGAGAGGCGGCCGCCUGGCUGGCAGGUGGCGGCGGGCCUGGGCCGGGCGAAGAUGGUGCUGGUGAGGGUCCUCGUCCUGCUCUGCUCCUGGGCGGCCGGAACUGGAGGUCAAUAUGGAAACCCUUUAAACAAACACAUAAGACAUUAUGAAGGACUGUCAUAUGAUGUAGAUUUGUUACACCAAAAACACCAGCGUGCCAAAAGAGCAGUAUCUUACGAAGACCAAUUUUUACGCUUAGAUUUCCAUGCUCAUGGAAGACAUUUCAACCUUAGAAUGAAGAGAGAUAUGUCCCUCUUUAGUGAUGAUUUCAAACUAGAGAUAUCAAAUAAAGUACUUGAUUAUGAUACCUCUCACAUUUAUACUGGGCACAUUUAUGGUGAACAGGGCAGCUUCAGCCAUGGAUCUGUUGUGGAUGGAAGAUUUGAAGGAUUCAUCAAGACUCACACUGGGACCUUCUAUAUUGAGCCAGCAGAAAGAUAUAUUAAGGACAGAGCUCUGCCUUUUCAUUCAGUCAUGUAUCAUGAAGAUGAUAUUAGGAAAUUGGUGGCCACUGAAAGGCAACCCCUCGGGUAUCUACAUAAAUAUGGUCCACAAGGUGGCUGUGCAGAUCAUUCUGUAUUUGAAAGAAUGAAGACGUACCAGAUGAGUGGUGUAGAAGAGCCAACAAACCAGAAACCUUCAGAAGACCACACCGAUCGUGGACCAGAGCUUUUAAGAAGAAAGCGAGCUGCACAAGCCGAGAAGAACACUUGUCAACUCUACAUUCAGACGGACCAUCUAUUCUUCAGAUAUUAUGGAACACGAGAAGCUGUGAUUGCCCAAAUAUCCAGCCAUGUUAAAGCAAUUGACACAAUUUACCAGUCAACAGAUUUCUCAGGAAUCCGGAACAUCAGUUUUAUGGUGAAACGAAUAAGAAUCAACACUACUCAAGAUGAGAAAGACUCCUCCAAUCCCUUCAGGUUUCCCAACAUUGGUGUGGAGAAGUUUCUGGAACUCAAUUCUGAGCAGAAUCAUGAUGAUUAUUGCUUGGCCUAUGUGUUUACUGACCGUGACUUUGAUGAUGGUGUCCUUGGUUUGGCUUGGGUUGGAGCACCUUCAGGGAGCUCUGGUGGAAUCUGUGAAAAGAGCAAACUUUAUUCUGAUGGCAAAAAGAAGUCCUUAAACACUGGCAUCAUCACAGUACAGAACUAUGGCUCUCAUGUCCCUCCGAAGGUGUCUCACAUUACCUUUGCGCAUGAAGUUGGGCAUAACUUUGGUUCACCUCAUGAUUCUGGGACAGAAUGCACUCCUGGAGAGUCUAAAAACUUGGGACAAAAAGAGAAUGGCAACUACAUCAUGUAUGCCCGAGCAACGUCUGGGGACAAACACAACAACAACAAAUUCUCCAUCUGUAGCAUUCGGAAUAUCAGUCAAGUUCUGGAAAAAAAGAGAAAUAAUUGCUUUGUUGAGUCUGGCCAGCCCAUCUGUGGGAAUGGAUUGGUCGAACCAGGAGAGCAGUGUGACUGUGGCUACAGUGACCAGUGUAAAGACGAUUGUUGUUACGAUGCCAACCAGCCAGAAGACAAGAAGUGCAAGCUCAAGCCGGGCAAAGAGUGCAGCCCCAGUCAAGGCCCCUGUUGCACGCCAGGAUGUGUGUUCCGGAGACAAGGAGAAAAGUGCCGGAAUGAUUCCGAGUGUGCAGAAGAAGGGAAGUGCAAUGGAAACACCUCUUUCUGUCCGACCUCCGCGCCCAAGCCCAACUUGACGGAUUGCAACAGAAAUACACAAGUUUGCAUCAAUGGUCAAUGUGCUGGUUCGAUCUGUGAGAAGUAUGGCUUAGAAGAAUGUACGUGCGCUGUUGGGGAAACAAAUGAUGAAAAAGAAUUGUGCCAUGUGUGCUGCAUGGAGAAAAUGAAUCAGGAUUCAUGUUCAAGUACAGGCUCUGCUAAAUGGAAGAACCACUUCAACUCCAAGACCAUCACCCUGCAGCCUGGAUCGCCCUGCAACGACUUCAGAGGCUACUGUGAUGUAUUCAUGCGGUGCCGACUGGUAGAUGCGGAUGGCCCCCUUGCCAGGCUGAAGAAGGCCAUUUUUAAUCCGGAACUGUAUGAAAACAUUGCAGAAUGGAUUGUGGCACACUGGUGGGCCGUGCUGCUGAUGGGGAUUGCACUGAUCAUGUUGAUGGCUGGCUUCAUUAAGAUCUGCAGCGUUCACACGCCAAGCAGCAAUCCAAAGCUGCCACCUCCUAAACCACUCCCAGGCACUUUGAAGCGAAGGAGACCCCCCCAGACGACUCAGCCCCCUCCGCGCCAGAGGCCCCGAGAGAGCUAUCAGAUGGGACACAUGAGACGUUAAGUGCUGAUUUUUGCCUUGGUUCUUCCUAGUGCCUACAGUGGGAAAACUUCACUCCAAAGAAAACCUAUAUUAAGUCAUUGUCCCUGGUCUAACUUUCAAUUAAAAAGCAGGCAAGAAAGCAAGAUAUGAGACUCGCAGGACAAGUCAAAGUCCACUGCUUGCAUUUCCCUGCCCAGAAGAGAAACUGCUGCCCUUGAAAGCAGAUCUUAAACGGAGUCUUAAGCACCGUGGUGGUGGGGGUGUCUCUCUCCCCUCUGCUCUUCGUCGUUGCCUUUCCUUCACUUGUAGGCAGACAUGGCUCUCAUAAAACUUCUCUUCACAAAAAUCAAAGUAUCUAUUUUUCAACUGUCAAGGCUAGGAAGCUAGACCACCUCAACAUUGGAGACAUUACUUUGCCAAUGUACAUAAAUUGUUAUAUGCAGACAUUGUAUUUCUAAUGUACACCUGUACUUCUGUGUGCAAUUGUAAAACAAGAGAAUUGCAAUAUGGAUGUUUCUUUGUAUUAUAAACCUUUUACGCUCUUAAUGAAGAAAUUACUGUUUAAUUGACAUACUCAGGAUAACAGAAGUUGAUGGUGUAUAAAGGUCCAGGAUUCUGUAAUGCUUUAUGCAGGAAUUGUGAAUCAAAUCCUUUUUUCUAUGUAUCUAUAUUAUGGUCAGAAUUACUGCAAACGCUCAUCAUGUGGGCACAGUCACCAGGCCACUCUUCCUGGACUAGUCCCUCUCCAAUGAAUGAAGCUGUGCUCUGAUGCGGGGGGGGGUUUCCUUCUGGGUGCUGCUCUUCUGUCUCUUGUCAUGCCACUGCUGCGGGUAGCAUUCAACAGAAGGUUCCCACUCUGGAUUUUUAUGGGAAAUGUUUGACUUCCAAGAGCUCAGCAUAAGUAUUUUCAAAAAAGAACGAAGAAGAAAACUCUUUGCCUAUUAUCCUGUCAAUGAUCAGCUUUUUCCCCAUGCUUCGGUAGAAAGAUAAGUCUGCUAUAUUUUUUCUCUCUAAAGAUUGCAGCUGGCUUUCUUUGAUAUGCUCUGAUAGUCUUAAUACAUGGCCAUUAGGUUCCCAAUUCUGACCAAUUUGGGAGACAUGAAAAAGUGUUUAAUUUUUUUUUAAUUCAUUGAGUAUUUUGCCCCCCACCCCCUGCCACAGCAUAAUACUGUUUUUAAGGAUAACCACUAGAACAAAAGUAAUAGGUGCGGCUGCUGCUGCUGCUGAUGCUGUGGUCAUGUUGAAAUAGUGUAGGCUGCAGAAUGUCCCCGAAAGGUGCUGGGAGGAGGAGGGAAGCUCAAAAUGGCACAAUGGCCCAAAAGUUUUUAUUGUGUAAAUAAUUGGCAUUUUUAAAAAGAGUGAGAGUAGCCCUAAUCAGACAUUAUAGCAAAAACACUUUACAUGAGCAGAGCAUCUGAAAUGGGGCUGGAAGUCAUGCCCUAAUCUCUCCAGUCUUUUCUGUCAGAGCCCCAUGCAUGGUGCCUGAAGACGGGGACGCUGCAUCCGUGAUCAGGAGGUGCUGGCCCAAGCCUCCCAAUCACGGGAGUUGCCCGUCGUCAUGGAUGCAGCGUCCACUUCUUCAGACGAGCGCCGCUCUAGCCAUGAGGAGCGUGCUGAUGGGCUGGGUGACGGGCAGAGCAGGGCUCCUGUCCCCGUCUUAGACGCUCUGCUUGUGGAGUGCAACGUCUGAAGAAGGCUAGAGACUCCAAGCGAUGUCAUAAUAUGCUUACUGCUAUGCAGGAAAUGGAAGAGGGCAUUAUUCAAGCUUGUGAUACACUGCUUCUGUUUUUCCAAAAGCACCAAGCUAAUUAGGAAACAAAUGGCUGUAAAAAUAUUUCUGGCUUUGCUUAGGAAUCGGAUUUCAUAAGGGUUUGGACAGGUUUUCUUUGUUUUGUUUUCCAAGAGUAUGAGGUUUACACACGCAUUCUCAUAAUGUGACGCAAGCCAGCAAGGCCAAAAAUGUUAAAGAAUAUAAUGGGAGCUCUUCCUUGUAAAACUUGUACAGUAUGUGGUGACUUUUUUCAAAAUACGGCUUUUUUGUACAUGGUUUAGAGACAAAUUUUGUACAUGAAACCCCCAGACCAAUAGAUUAUAAAUAAUCCUGAAGGAUCUUAAGUAGUUAGAAAUCUCUGUAGUUGCUUUUAAACCAUUUUAAAAUACAUUUUGGGGUUGACUAUUUUUUCCUUCAGGCUGUGCAAAGACUGGAAGCUAUGUUUGCAUUUCUAAAAUGGUGACUUUUAUUCUGCAAGAGUUCUUAGUAACUUCUUGAGUGUGGUAGAUCUUGGAACAUGUAAAUUCUUUGCUUGUAAUGUUAUCCUGUGGCUAGGGUGUUUGGCAGAGAAGCUGGCUGCCCUGUUCUUAUUUUGGGUCUAAGUUAAAGGUUUUCUGCAAAGAGAAAAGUGCACUGAACUCUCCACUACAAGUCAAGAUGUGGUAAAUUAAAAUGAAAAUAUCAAGGCAAAUUGCGAUCUAAUACUACUGUCAGUCUAAUGUCCACUGUGUUUUAUACAGUAUCUUUUUUUUGUUCACUUUGGAAAUUUUUACUAAAAAGUUGCAAAAAAAUAAAAUUAAAGUAUUGUGCAAACAAAUGUAAGGUUUUUUGAAACUUGAAAUGCAUUAAUAAAUAGACCUGAUGAAAUCA
Messenger RNA from Hemicordylus capensis (graceful crag lizard), 5282 nucleotides. It is a transcript of the gene ADAM10, whose product is annotated as ADAM metallopeptidase domain 10. Gene Ontology annotation, biological process: Notch signaling pathway; membrane protein ectodomain proteolysis. The transcript is spliced from 17 exons. Lineage: Eukaryota; Metazoa; Chordata; Lepidosauria; Squamata; Cordylidae. The record is from RefSeq and is a predicted model, not a curated record. Bases 380 to 2662 code for a protein of 760 amino acids. Gene Ontology annotation, molecular function: metalloendopeptidase activity involved in amyloid precursor protein catabolic process. Gene Ontology annotation, cellular component: synaptic membrane; plasma membrane.